CGUCGUGUCUGUCGUCUCUGGUUACACCCACAGCUCGGCCGUUGCUACUGAAGUUACCAUUAGCAACUGGGCAGCGCCCGGCGGAUCACCUACCGACGCCCUGGGUUCUGUACAAAUACAGUUAGCUUUCCAUGUUUCCAGGCAGCAGUAAAGGCCUGGAGAGACAGUAGAAUGCUGGAGAGGUUGGCCAUGGUUCUGACGUAAGGCACCAUCAUGCUGCCAGGAGUUGGUGUAUUUGGCACAGGUAGCACAGCCCGAGUGCUGGUCCCUUUGUUGAAAGCUGAGGGCUUCGAUGUCCACGCACUCUGGGGACGAAGUGAAGAGGAAGCGGGAUGUUUGGCAAAAGAGCUUGGCAUCCCGUUUCACACCAGCCGAUCUGAUGAUGUCCUGCUACAUCAAGAGGUUGAUCUCGUUUGCAUCUAUAUUCCACCUUCAAUGACAAGGCAGAUUGCUGUCAAAGCACUGGGUAUAGGAAAAAAUGUUGUGUGUGAGAAAGCUGCCACUGCAGUGGAUUCAUUCAAGAUGGUGACUGCAGCUAGGUAUUACCCACAGUUGCUCAGCAUUAUGGGUAAUACCCUGCGUUUCCUCCCAGCUUUUGUUGCAAUGCGGAAGCUGCUGGUGGAAGGAUACGUCGGUGAGCUGCAGGUGUGCGAUGUCCGAGUGUACGGGCCCAGCCUCCUGGAUGAAUCGUAUGGCUGGACCUGUGAGGAGCUGAUGGGAGGAGGCGGUCUGCACACUGUCGGCUCAGCCAUUAUCGACCUGCUGAGUUACUUGACUGGUGCUCGAGCCCAUCGUGUUCAUGGCUUACUGCGGACAUUUGUGCAGCAAAAUGGUUUGAUUCGGGGAAUUCGCCGUGUCACCAGCGACGAUUUUUGCUUUUUUCAAAUGUUAAUGGGAGGCAGUGGGUCCAGCUCAGGUGGGGUGUGCUGCACUGUGACUCUAAACUUUAACAUGCCAGGGUCAUUUGUGCAUGAGGUUAUGGUAGUCGGAUCUGCUGGGAGACUGGUCGCCAGGGGAACAGAGCUGUACGGCCAACGUAAUGGAAGUAAAGGUGAGGAGCUCUUGCUAGGAGACAGUGGAUGGGUUGGACCAGAGGUGAAGGAAAUGCCCCUCCCUCACCUUCGCGGGCUGAGCUCCAUGGUUAAAGCAUUGAGACAGUCUUUUCAGGCUCAUGAGGAGCGCAGGUCGUGGGCACGUGGACCUGUUGCCAUGGCACCAACAUUUGAGGAUGGCUUGUAUGUGCAGACAGUGGUAGAGGCGGUGAAGCGGUCCAGCUCCAGUGGAGAAUGGGAGUGUGUGGAAAUCAUGAGUCAGGAGCCAGACCCCAACCACAACCUGUGUGAGGCUCUGCAGAGAAAUAAGAACUAAACACCAACAUCCAGUGCAACGACUACAGCCUCCAACGAAUUAACUCAACUGCUCAGGCUUUUGACAUUUUCUGCAACUACUCUGCAUUUUCACCUUCUGUUAUAUUUUGGUUUAGAAAGUCUAACUAUUGCAAUUGUUUGUGAUUUCCCAGUUAUGAAUAUAUGUAGUCAUACACUACACAUUUGUUAACAGCUCCAUUAUUCUCAUUGUCGACAGGGAAGUGGACAUGGCACAAAUUCCUUUGAAGGAACUUUAUGGCCAGAAAAGUUCACCUGUCAUUAAAACGCCACCUCAACGUCAAAUACAGGAAAAGAGGACUUCUGAGGACUUAUAAUAGCUUUUCGGUGUCUGCUCAUACUGUAGCGCACAUCCUAUUGAAGCAGCUUAUUACUGUAUUUUUAGAAAAAUGCAUAAUGUCAUCAAAAAUUCACUAUUCAUCUGAGAGUCCGAUUAAAACUUUACUCUUGUACUUGAGUUAGAGUUAAAUAAAAAUUGCUGUAUUUUAUGUACACCUCAGUUUUUAAAGCACGGUUUUACUGAUUUUGGUAUCAUUAGCAGCUCAUAAUUUAUCUUGUUGAACAGCUUAGUGCCACACAUUAUGUCUGUUUGAAGCUAAAUGUACAGGUGGACAUUAAUGAUGGAUUUUACUUCCUGUUGUAUUUAACAUUUGUGGUGGUGUAUGCUAUAUUAGUAUUUUGGUUUUAAUUUAUUCCCAAAGGCAGUCGCACCUUAUUCAUAAAGGGAAUGUUUACAUCAAACAGGAAUGUGAAUAAACGGAAAACAUAACACAUGGGAACGAUUUGACUAACAAAUUGGUUUCAUGAUAAAUUCAAAUAACCUUACAAUAGUGGCGCUCAAUCUCUAUCCAACUUCCGAUGAGAAUAAUGAAGCUGUGUUUAGGGUGGUUUUGAGUUUUUGUUGUGUGUUAUGUGUAAAUGUCAAUGUAAAAAGGAGAAGAGUCAGAAUGAGCUAUGUUGAAAACCGACAAUGCAAGGUCGAAUGUGUAACAUAGCCUUUUGAAAUGCUCAACUCGCAACAUGAAAACUGGUCUAGUCAGCUUUUAAUUUAUUAUCAUUUACUUCCUGUAGGCUUCAGAAAGGGAAUGUAAAUGGUUGACAAGGAGCAAUGACAGUGAGCUCACAUUCAUGUUUGUUGUAAUGAAAUAUUACGAAGAUUAGAUGUUUCCACUGUGGAAAAAGAAGAUUCCAGCAUGCAUGUGCUCAUAUUAUCAUUAACAUUGAGUCACCCAAAAGAAGACUAAUGACGACAUUAAGAAAGUGAUAGAAGCUGGUUAUUGAGCAGUAUUAAGAUGCAGCGAUGAAUGAAAUAGUAGAAAAGGGUUUUUUACAUAUAUUUUAAUAUUUUUUUUUCUUUAAAACAGUCAGUGACUCUUUAAAUUAAAGACUCUAUGACAGUGAACGUAGUGUUGAACCACUACCUUUCAGAAAGAAGAAUUUAUAGAAAAAUGGGAAAAUAAUGAUUAUUCAGAAUCAAAUUGUUAGGUACAAAUCCUGGGGGUCUUUGACAACGAAACAAGUUUAAAAUAAAAACAAAGUUGUGUUUAACUAAAUUUAAGUAAUUUUAUGAUUUACAACACUUUAUUUCAUGCCGUUAUUGCAUCCAAAGCUAUUUCUUUUUGGAAAACUCUGUAAUCCUUCACUCUGAACAGGCUGAUGUACUCACCCUUGAAUCUGAAUGAACUUUCCUUUGAGUAAAAGCACUGGAUUUUACACGUGUGAGCCUCUCCUAGGUGCGUGCCUCUAUCUCUUAUCUCUGUACUCAGACACAGAGAUCAGAAGCAUUGAAAAGUUUACAGUUAUUGUAGUCACUCACUGCAACUCAGAUCUGCUGAAUAUCUGAAAUAACAUUACUACCCCUAAUGCUGAGUCAGGCUUCUGCUGCUCCUCCACAGAUGCGUAUAUUCACACUUACCUCACACUAUCACAGCAGUGCUUUACAAAAACAGCUAAAGUUUACAUUAGAUGUCUUUAUAAUGUGCAUCACAUCAUCUGCCUGCAGAAUGUCCUUUGACCUGUCACUAUUUGAAAUACAUUCCAGCAGAGUUAUCACAUUGUUAGCAGGUGUUUUGUUUGCACUGAUAACUAAUAGAAUACCGCAUAUUUAAUAUGCAGUGUGAUGCUUGUCCCAGCCUGAUCACUGCAAAAUGAGUUUAACAUAUGUCUGAGUAAGGAAAACUUUGUGUAUUUAUUUUUGUCACAGUUUGUUCAUAGUUGGCAUUUUCAAUCUGUGAGUUUGUGUUUAAAAAAAAUUAAUAAUUGUUUUGCGGGGGGAGGGGCUGGUGUUAUAUCUAAGUUGGGAAAUUUUACUGUUCAUCAGUUUGACAGGUAUUUCCUUUAAUAAAUACAGCUGUCCUCA
Messenger RNA from Sphaeramia orbicularis (orbiculate cardinalfish), 3744 nucleotides. RefSeq names its product glucose-fructose oxidoreductase domain containing 2 (gene gfod2). The coding region runs from base 214 to 1368 and encodes 384 amino acids. The record is from RefSeq and is a predicted model, not a curated record. Lineage: Eukaryota; Metazoa; Chordata; Actinopteri; Kurtiformes; Apogonidae. The transcript is spliced from 3 exons. Gene Ontology annotation, molecular function: nucleotide binding.